UGGAUACGCCCAUCUACACUGACAAAGCAGCGUACAUCCUGUAAUGUGGAUGAUAAUCAAGUAAUCAAGUAAUCCGAGACACCACGCUGUCCAAGGUCUACUCCUCUUUGAGCCUACUGUCUGCUGUUCAGGCCUGCUCAUUGGAAAAGACUCUCCUGCAUCCAGUCUCUUCCGGGACGACCUCAACCUGGCCCACUGGCUUUCUGCUAGUGCAGCAUCUGUACUAAUAUGUUGAGGGACAUCGUGAAGAAGCCACACCAUUACAUGACGGUCAUGUGAACAAAACAAUUUAAAGGAUAUAAAAGAAGAAGAAGUGCGCGCUCUCGGCGAAGCGCAGCAUCAGCAGCAGCAUCCAAUGCGCGUCCCCGCCCCGGUAGAGGCUGCCCGACAUCCCGGGAAGAGGAGUUGGAGCUGCGCGAGUUAAAGUUGGGCUAAAGGGGGGUGAGAGGAUGCUGCGGAACAAUCCACGAUCUAAUUAAAUAGCCUAUGCGGAGAAACGUGUCCUAAGUGAAGGAUGACUUGCAAAAUACUGAGCAUAUGCCUCAUAUUUUUGGGUUUUCAACAUUGCUCAUCACAGGAAUGUGUUGAUCCGCUGAUCUCCGGGCUCUAUGCCUCCUCCUUCCUGGCUUCUUCCAGAUAUAACUUCCUCUACUCUGCCAACUUUGCCAAAUUGUAUGGCAGCAGUGGCUGGUCCCCGUCCCCCAGAGACAGACAGCCAUGGCUGCAGGUGGACCUGGGCAGGAAGUAUCGGCUGCAGGCCAUCGCCACCCAGGGGACCUUCAACUCAUACGACUGGGUUACCAAGUACACCCUGCUGUACGGAGAUCGACCAGACUCCUGGACGCCGUACAUUAUGAAAGGAGGAAACUCUACAAUGCCUGCAAACUGGAAUUAUUAUCAGGUGAAGAGGAAUGUCUUCCAUUACACCUUUACUGCUAAACACAUACGCCUGCUGCCUCUGGCCUGGAACACAGAGAAUGGAGGAAAGAUUGGAGUUAGACUGGAGCUCUACGGCUGCUCUUACGAUUCCCAUGUGCUACAGUAUAAUGGAGAUGACUCAGUGGUCUACAUGUACCCUGAAAAAAGGUCCCGUUCACUUGAAGACUACAUUACCAUAAACUUUAAGACUUUGGAGCAGGAUGGUCUGCUGUUACACAGUGAGGGGAUUCAAGGAGACCUCUUCACCCUGGAGCUCAAAAGAGGCCGUGUUCACCUGCAUAUUAGUCUAGGAAGCAGUAUAAUACACAAAGUUGAUGGGCGGACUACACUGACUGCUGGCAGCCUUCUUGACGAUCUACACUGGCACUAUGUCACCAUCAAGCGCUACGGUCGCCAGGUGAACUUCACUGUAGACAGCCAUAUGGUGACAGCCAUCUCUAAUGGAGAGUUUACACACCUGGAUCUGGAUACACAGCUAUAUGUAGGAGGUGUCAUAGAGAAAAAUUUGCCUCACCUACCCACAACACCAAAUUUCCGCGGCUGCUUGGAGAACGUUUACUUUAAUGAUGUCAACAUCAUCUACAAGGCCAAGAGAGAAGAAGAAGACAUCCGCAUCCCCCGAAAGAAAAAGAUGCAUUAUGCCUGCAGGGACAUUCUGCUCAAACCAAUGACUUUUGCUGGACCCAACAACUACCUGCAGGUGCCGGGCUUCUUCAGGAGGCCUCGUAUGUUUGUCAAAUUCAAGUUCCGCUCUUGGGAUUACACUGGGCUGCUAAUGUUCACGCGCUUUGCUGAUGACCUUGGUGCUCUUGAACUGGGAUUAAGUGAAGGACAGAUCAACGUCACUAUAUUCCAGCCUGGAAAGAAGAAACUCCAGUUCGCUGCAGGAUACAGGCUGAAUGAUGGUUACUGGCAUACGGUGGAUUUGGCAGCAAGAGACAACCUGCUAACCCUCACGAUCGAUGAGGAGGAGGGGUCUCCGCUGAAGAUCACUAACCCUUUCACAAUUCGAACAGGGGACCGCUACUUUUUUGGAGGUUGUCCAAAGACCAACAACACAAUACGGAAAUGUGAGACGAAGCUGAACCGUUUUCAUGGCUGCAUGCAGCAAAUUUAUAUAGACAAUGAACAGCUUGAUAUCGACAUUAUUCUGCAACGACAAUGGGGCCGCUACGCUGAGCUGUUGUUGGGGACCUGUGGCAUCACUGACAGGUGUACUCCAAAUCCAUGUGAGCAUGAGGGCAGAUGCAUCCAGUCCUGGGAUGACUUCAUCUGUCUGUGUGAGAACACAGGCUACAAAGGAGAAGUGUGUCACAUGUCUGUUUAUAAAGAAUCAUGCGAGGCCUACAGACUCAGUGGCAAGUACUGGUCCGGUAACUACACCAUCGAUCCUGAUCUCAGUGGGCCACUGAAACCAUUUGAGGUGUACUGCAAAAUGAAGUCAUAUAAAGCUUGGACAGUGAUUUUAAAUGAUCGAGUGGAUGGUACCAAAGUGACUGGAAGUUCAAUAGAUCAGCCUUAUAUUGGAAAUGUCAACUACUGGAACGCCUCCUGGGAUGAAGUCACCGCUCUAGCCAACACCUCCUUGUACUGUGAGCAGUGGAUCGACUACUCCUGCUACAAGUCCCGUCUCCUUAACACCCCUAAUGGAAGACCAUUUGGUUACUGGAUUGGUCGUAACAAUGAGAGUCACUACUACUGGGGGGGAACAUACAGAGAGGUCAAGAUGUGCGGCUGCGCCAUCAACCAAACCUGCACCGAUCCCAAGUUUCAAUGUAACUGUGAUGCUGACUACCGACAAUGGUACUCAGAUAAAGGCUACCUGGACUUCAGAGAUCAUUUGCCUGUGCGGAAAAUCGUAGUUGGGGACACCAACAGGACUGGUUCAGAGGCGCAAUUCACCGUCGGGCCCCUUCGCUGCCAUGGCGACAGGAAUAUCUGGAACACCAUCGCUUUCACCAAACCUACCUACAUCACCUUCCCCACCUUCAGGCCUGGCUCCAGCGCUGACAUCUCCUUCCAUUUCAAAACCUAUCGUGAUCACGGCGUCUUCCUGGAGAACUCAGAUGACCAACUUCGAAACUUCAUACGAAUAGAGCUGAACACAACUCACAACCUUCUGUUUGUAUUCAUGGUUGGUGAUGGCAUCGUCAAUGUGACAUUACGCUCACCUGUGCCACUAAAUGACAAUGAGUGGCACUUUGUUCAGGCUGAAAUUAAUGUGAAGCUGGCUCGGAUCAAGGUUGAUUAUCAGCCUUGGGCUGUUACUCGCUUCCCAGGUCAGACUUUCGUCGUCAUGGAUUUUACACAUCCUGUGGUAGUAGGUGCUGCAAACCGUACUCUGAGACCUUUCUUGGGGUGUCUGCGAGGAUUGCGCAUGAAUGGUGUUCCUCUUGAUCUAGAGGGCAAAGUAAAUGAAGAGCAGGGUAUACGAAGGAACUGUACGGGACAGUGUCUAAAUGCUACCAUACCAUGUCGAAACAGCGGUCAAUGUAUUGAGGGCUAUGCUGCCUACACCUGUGACUGUAACAACACAGCAUACGAUGGUUUCUACUGCCAUAAAGAUAUCGGAGCCUACUUUGAAAUCGGUUCAUGGCUGAAAUACAACAUACGAAAGAAGCCUAUAACAGACGAAGCGGCGUGGGCCAACUGGAUCGACCCUCACUAUGAUAACUUCAGCCUGGGCUACAACGACACAUCGGAUGACAUAGAGUUCAGUUUCAGCACUGUUCACACACCAGCUGUGUUGCUAUACAUCAGCUCCUUUGUCCAAGACUACAUUGCGAUCAUCCUCAAGACUGAUGGUAGUGUAGAUCUGAGAUAUAAGUUGGGGCUGAUAACACACAAAUACCAGCUGACUCAUAGAAACCUGGCAGACGGAUACCCCCACUAUGUCAACAUAACCAGACACAACAGAACCAUCAAAACACAGGUGGAUUACAUGGAGCCCAUAGUUGAAAAGAUAACCCUAGUGGAGGAUGCCAGGUUUGAUUCUCCAAAGUCUAUGUUCCUCGGCAGAGUGAUGGAGGUUGGUGACAUUGACUAUGAGAUCCAGAGGCAUAAUGCUCCCGGCUUCAUUGGCUGCAUAUCAGGAGUGAGAUAUAACGUCUACGCCCCUCUAAAGGCCUUCUUCCGGCCAAAUGAAACAGACCCGCCGGUGACGACACAAGGCUACGUCUCUGAGUCUAUCUGUGGCGCCUUCCCUCCUGUUCUGGGUUAUGUACCGUGGGAGGUAGACCCCUGGUUUACUGGAAUAGAGUAUAUUUACAUCCAUGAUGACUUAGGACUGUUUUGGAUAACAGUCAUUGUCAUCCUGGCUUUGCUGCUGCUCUUUGGAGGCCUGUACAGCAUCUAUGUCUAUGCGUAUCAGCAAAAGGGCAGCUACCGCACCAAUGAACCCAAGAACCUGGAGUCCCCGAGCAGUGCCAGGCCGCUGACCGAGACUCUAAGGAGGGAAAAAAAGAACCUUCCAGAAAUCGAAGAGGAGUUCGGGAGCGACUAGCGUCACAGGACCUUUGGGAAAGGGGUGUGGAAGAGGGGAAAUAGCACUAACAAAAACCACAAAUACCUGUUUUAUGUUUUCUAAUUCUUUGUUCUUUUUUUAUAUGUUGCUUUGUGUUCCUUUCUCCAGUUGAAUGGGAUCUGAUGCCUGGUGCUCUACAUUGUAUGUAUUUUGGUAAUGGUUAAAAGUUCACAUCAAGCCCCAUGUUGCGUGAGAAGCCAACAAGUCUCACACUGUAAUGCAGGGUGAAAUACUGAAGUGCCUCAUCUAAGCAAGCUUGAUCUGAAUUAACCAUUAUAGCUUAUUCAGAUAGGGUUUAGAUUGACACUGUGGGAACAGGAUUUUAAGAGACAUUUAAUUUCAGAACAUCAGUUGAAUUUAUUCAAGCUUUCAUUAACAGAUUUUUUUCCUGAGCCAUUUUUGAGGCCAAUUAAAGCGAACAAUAUCUUACUGUAUAGAUUAAAUAACAUCUUAAAUAUAGGCUACUUUUUAAUGACAAUCUCUCAUUGAGCCAUUUUUGACAACAAAGCUCGUGAUUCAUGAGCACAUCUGAAAACUGAACCAGAGCAACAAAAUUGCUGAAACAAAAACAACAAACCCAAGAGAGAUCAUACAGACAAGCAUGGAGCUUUGAGAUGUUAAACUUUGAGAUGACACAUAUACAGAUUGUUAAAGGUAUAUACGCUUCUAUUUGUUGUAUUGCAGCCUAUAUCAGUGCAUUACCUAUACAGAAUGGCACACAUAAGUGAUUUCAGAAUUGCCUAAGUGUCAGUAGAUAGCAGCUUUGCCGAUCACAGUAUGCUCAGAACACAUUCUCAACUCUGGGGCUUUAAAAAAAAAGGAAAAAAGGGAGUGUGAUGAUUUGUAGCUUUUGGUGUGAGAGCUAGCAGACUGUUGCUGAACUGAAUAAUCAAAGUAGGAGUGAUGAUAAAGCUCGCUAGGGACAGGGUGACAUAACUUUAAAUCUUCUCAAUCCUUCUGUCUUACUUCUGGUUGCUUUUAUUAUGGUCAAGAUAUCAAAAACUCGGUGCUACGGAUUGUUUGACUCGGCAAACAACUGUAACAACGGUCUCAAAAAAGAUCAGGGUUCUUACAGUACUUUCAUACACAAUGAUAAGCAUCUAUCAGGAUGAGGUGCUCUCCAUAGCCAUGUGGAGAACCGCCAAACUGAACACACAUGCACACACACACACACACCAACAUAUGUACAGAGGACCACAAGAGUGUAAAUGCUAAUCUUUAACUUCCAACUCACACUGCUAGAAUAAUUUUGCAUCACGCUGUAGGACAGUAGCUGAGCACACUGUCUUUGCUGCUGCUUGUUUAGCUGCUUUCAGUGAAAAGUUGAAAAUCAUACCUUCAGUCCGAUGAAAUUUCUGCUUUUGGUGAGAUGAAAUUUCAUUUGAUGUGUUGCAACCAAAGCUUAGAGCUUCCAUCACUCACUGCGGCUCUACUUGAUAUGAAAAAGCACUAUUGUGUAUGUGAGAAAAAAACACUUGUAACAUAUUAGCUAUGCAUAUGUAGAGCAUGAGCGCACUUUGCAGUAACAUGCAAUAAUACAAGCUUCUUCCAGCCACCAAUGAUGUUAAUGUCUCAGUUUACUUUGCUGAUGCACAAUAGCAAAUAGGUUGUACUAUGUGUACAUGUGAAUAUAUGUAUAAUGUGUGAAGCGACCUUUUAAUUACCAUGGGAUAGGUGAAAAGAGUUACAUAUGGAGUACUUUGAAUGUAAAUCCUCUGACUCUGUAAUGUAUGAGCAGUCACUACAUGUUUUCAUUGUAGGCUGUGCUCAGCACUGAAAGUAAAAUCACUUAUGGUAGCUUUUUAGGAUGCUCAGGAUAAAGAAAGUACAGUGCUUGUUCUCUGCAGCACUCACAAACCUCACUAGCUCUACGUUGUUGGUUACUCCUGUUACAGAUGGGCAGAACUGUGCAAAGUUGUACAGUCAAAGAAUGUACAGCUGAUGUAAAAACUGCUAUUAAAGGCACGAUUUGCUAACAAUGUAUGAAAAUGUACAGCUUCGGCCAAAAAUGGCAUUUACAGGCUAUAUUUUUGAGAUUGCUGCAAUGAGAUGAGUGAUAAUGAAAAUUGAUGAGCGAACAGAGUGUAACUGUUGGUUUGUAUGCUACACGAAGAGUUGUUUGUGUUUUUUGUUCAAAGGACAAUCACCAUGCAAAGUUUAUGUUAGGCGCAAGCAAACAAACUUGAGUCCAGUAUGCUUUGUUUGCCAAGUAGGAAAGUGUCGACUUAUGUGUUAUAUAACCUAUUCAUAUCAUUGUAUGCAUUGGUUAACAGACCACAAAAAUUCAGCCUAGCAGUGUCACUUCAUUGCCACUUACUAGUUAAUCAUGCGUGGUCCCUGGAGCGUGUGUAUGUGUGACUGACUGGAUGUUUAGGUGUUUGUGUAUUCAUAGUUUGCCCACAAAGUUACAACCUGCUGAGGUAAAUAUAAUGACUCGCAUUUAAAAAAAAUUCAAACAAACGAGCACUGAUGCCAACUAUCCAACUCACUUAUUGUAGUGCAUAGUAGUACAGUGACACAGGAACAAGACCCGGGUGUAGCUCAGAGAGACCACUCAAGAUCUGGAAGUUACAUGAGUGUUAAAGCUGUGCAAAUCCUAGAAUCCCCACUGCAUCAGGGGGAUAAAGAUGAAUGGCCACUAGGGGGAGUAGGUGAGGAGGAUGUUGGUUGAAACAGGGUAUCUACUAAAUUCACAAAUGCAAUGUUUAAGUGCUUUUAAAUUCUUCUGGCUGUUACACUCUGUGAAAUGUAAUAACUAGAACUAAAGAAGCAAAAAGAAGGGUUACAGUCAGAGAAAAUGAAUGAUUUGAAUGUAACUCUGGUCUCAGUUCAGGGAAUAGUGAGAGCUAAUACUUUAAAAAGGCAGACACUUUAACACUCUACAUGAAUCUAUAGAUACCCUGUCAACACUGACAUCAUGUAUGAAAUCAGACGAUAAAGCACCAGAGUGAGGAGUCAGCAGGUAGCUUAGACUUCUCUGCACCAACUUAACUGAAUCCUUCUGCAACAGGUACCGGAAAUGAUCAUUACAGUUGUUUGUGAUCACUCUGAAACUUAGAUUUUUCUAUUUGUUCUCAAGUAUGCUCAGUUUAAUUUAGUCAAAUGUUCACUGUAAAUGACCAUUACUGUGUAAAUGAAGGCAAAGCCAAAUUGUCACCUCAAUAAAAGAAGCUUGAAGGAA
This is a messenger RNA of Notolabrus celidotus (New Zealand spotty), 7643 nucleotides long. It is a transcript of the gene cntnap1, whose product is annotated as contactin associated protein 1. The record is from RefSeq and is a predicted model, not a curated record. The coding region runs from base 515 to 4441 and encodes 1308 amino acids. The transcript has 25 exons. Lineage: Eukaryota; Metazoa; Chordata; Actinopteri; Labriformes; Labridae.